AUGACGAUCCGGUACCUCAAGAGCAGGUCGCAGACCUCCAACCAAUCCACCUCAACCCAGGUCGACGUGAGCGCCGUGGUAAAGGGAGUGAUUGACGAUGUCCGCGCCAACGGCGAUGUGGCCGUUCGUAAGUACUCGGAAAAGUUCGACAAAUGGUCCCCGGCCUCGUUCAAGCUGUCUCAGGCCGACAUCGAUGCCGCCAUUGCCGCUUGUCCACAACAAACGAUUGACGAUAUCAAGGAGGUACAAAGAAACGUGCGCGCCUUUGCGCAGGCCCAGAGGGACUCUAUCCGGGACUUUGAGUACGAGAUCCAACCGGGAGUGUACCUGGGCCAGAAGAAUCUCCCGAUCAACAGCGUUGGCGCGUACAUUCCCGGCGGGCGAUACCCGUUGCUCGCCUCCGCCCAUAUGACCAUCCUGACGGCCAAGGUGGCCGGAGUCCCUCACGUGGUCGGCUGCACUCCCCCCAUUGCUGGGCAGAUCCCCCAUGCCACGGUGGCGGCCAUGCAUUUGGCCGGAGCCGACGAGAUCCAUCUCCUGGGCGGGGUGCAGGCGAUCGCGGCGAUGGCAGUCGGCACCGAGACCAUCCGCAAGGUCGACUUCAUCGCGGGCCCGGGCAAUGCAUUUGUCGCCGAGGGGAAACGCCAACUAUUCGGCGAGGUGGGCAUUGAUCUGUUCGCCGGGCCGACCGAGAUCCUGAUCGUGGCCGACGAAACGGCGGAUCCGUUCACGGUGGCGACCGACAUUCUGUCCCAGGCUGAACACGGGCCCGAUUCGCCCGCCGUGAUUAUCACCACCUCGGAACGUGUGGGCCAGGCGGCCAUCGACAUCAUCGACCAGUUGCUCCCGAAUCUGCCCACGGGUGAGCUGGCGGGGACGUCGUGGGACCGAUUUGGGGAGGCGAUCGUCGUGGACUCGCUGGACGAUGCCUGGCAGUUGGCGGACGAGUAUGCAAGUGAGCAUGUGCAGAUCCUGACCCGGCGCCCACGCGAGGCGCUGGAGAAGAUGACGGCGUACGGCGCCCUGUUCCUGGGCGAGAAGACGUGCGUCUCCUACGGCGAUAAGGUGAUCGGAACCAACCACGUGCUGCCCACCAAGAAGGCAGCGCGAUACACCGGAGGCCUCUGGGUGGGCAAGUAUCUCCGGACGGUCACGUAUCAGGAGGUGACGAGCAGCACCGCCAGCGGCGAGUUGGGCCGGCUGUGUGGCCGGGCAGCCCGCGCGGAGAAAUUCGAGGGCCAUGCCCGGUCGGGGGAUCUACGCGCGCAGAAGUAUCUGGGCGACCGGUUUGCCUGGAUUCCCUCAUCCGACCAGGCCAAUCUGUAG
Molecule: messenger RNA, 1326 nt
Organism: Aspergillus ibericus CBS 121593
Lineage: Eukaryota; Fungi; Ascomycota; Eurotiomycetes; Eurotiales; Aspergillaceae
Product: histidinol dehydrogenase family protein
Exons: 4
Coding region: 1-1326 (441 amino acids)
Biological process (GO): L-histidine biosynthetic process
Cellular component (GO): cytoplasm
Molecular function (GO): metal ion binding; histidinol dehydrogenase activity; NAD binding
Source: RefSeq, a predicted model, not a curated record